AUAUGCUCCACACUUCCAUUUCAUCAUCAUCAUCUUCAUCUGGGUAUGUCUCAAAUCUUGUUUUCUUUCAGUGAAUCUCUGAGAUAAGUGAAUUGGGAUUUUAGUUGGAUUGUUUAAGAUUCGAGGUUGUUUGUUUGUUGACUUCUCUUUUGCUUUUUCCAAAUUACAUAUUGUUCUGGUGGAUCACUAGUAAAAUUGGAUUGUGUUUUUGGUGGAGUAGUUAGACCUUCUUUCUUGGAUAUAUAGAGAUGGGUUUGAGUGUUUUAUUUAGUAGUACAACUUAGCGAGAACCCUUCACUUUGUAGAUUCCGUUUUGGGCCAGGGACAGAAAGUUUGAGGAUUUUUUUCCCCUUGCUAAUGGCAUUGAGCGAGAAAAAUCCUAUGGUUGUUGCCCAUAUUUUGAUUGGGAUGGUUUUGGUUUUGCUGAGUAGUAGAAUAUCUGUGAGUAAUGCUACUGAGACUGAUUUAGCGUGCUUGAAAUCCAUCAAAGCUUCUCUGGUGGACCCUAAUAACUACUUGAACACUACAUGGAAUUUCAACAACAAUACUGAAGGCUUCAUAUGUAGAUUUAUGGGCAUUGAUUGCUGGCACCCUGACGAGAACAGAGUUCUAAAUAUCCGCCUUUCAGACUUGGGUCUUGAGGGCCAGUUCCCCCUUGGAAUCAAGAAUUGCACAAGCUUGACUGGCUUGGAUCUUUCGCACAACAAGCUAUCUGGCUCAAUCCCUGAUAAUAUCUCAGAUCUUAUCCACUAUAUUACAAACCUUGAUCUUUCAUUCAACAAUUUUUCGGGUGGAAUUCCAAAAAAUCUUGCAAAUUGUAGUUUCUUGAAUGAUCUCAAACUUGACAACAACCGGCUAACAGGCAAGAUUCCGCUGGAACUUGGCCUUCUUGAUCGGAUCAAGGAAUUUACGGUUACCAACAAUCUUCUAUCAGGGCAGAUCCCCUCAUUUGUCCAUAAUAACAUCCCAGCUGAUAGCUUUGCAAAUAAUCUGGACCUCUGUGGAAAGCCAUUGAGUACCUGUCCAGCUGUCGCGAGGAAAUCCCAUGUUGGAGUAAUUGCUGCAUCAGCCGCUGGCGGGAUAACAUUUACAUCAAUUAUUGUUGGUGUCUUUCUGUUCUACUUGUCUCGCGGAGCGGCUAAGAAGAAGGCGGAGGAUCCUGAAGGUAACAGAUGGGCAAAGAGCAUCAAGGGAACCAAAGGCAUCAAGGUUUCCAUGUUUGAGAAAUCGGUUUCAAAAAUGAGAUUGAGUGAUCUCAUGAAGGCAACCAACGACUUCAGUAAUAACAACAUCAUUGGAGCCGGAAGAACAGGACCAAUGUACAAGGCAGUGAUUUCUGAUGGUUGCUUCCUUAUGGUUAAGAGAUUGCAAGACUCUCAGCGUUUAGAGAAAGAGUUUGUAUCAGAGAUGAAGACACUUGGGAAUGUGAAACACCGUAAUUUGGUCCCGCUGCUGGGCUUUUGUGUAGCAAAGAGGGAGAGAUUUUUGGUGUAUAAAUUCAUGGAAAAUGGGACCCUUUAUGAUAAACUGCACCCAGUGGAACCUGAGAUCAGGAACAUGGAUUGGUCCCUGAGGCUCAAAAUUGCAAUUGGAGCGGCUAGAGGUUUGGCAUGGCUUCAUCAUAACUGCAAUCCACGAAUUAUCCACAGGAACAUAAGCUCCAAAUGCAUACUCUUGGAUAACGAUUUUGAGCCAAAGUUAUCUGAUUUUGGCCUUGCCAGACUUAUGAACCCAAUCGACACACAUUUGAGCACUUUCGUCAAUGGGGAGUUUGGGGACAUGGGUUAUGUUGCUCCUGAAUAUCUACGGACACUUGUUGCAACGCCCAAGGGGGAUGUUUAUAGCUUUGGUGUGGUUCUCCUGGAGUUGAUCACUGGUGAAAAGCCCACUCAUGUUGCUAAUGCCCCUGAAAGCUUCAAGGGAAGUUUAGUGGAGUGGAUCAGACAACUGACAGAUGGUCCGCUUCUUCAUACUUCCAUUGACAAGCCUUUGCUUGGAAAUGGAUUCGAUCACGAACUCAACCAAUUUCUUAAAGUUGCUUGUAACUGUGUGGUUGAGAAUGCUAAGGAGAGACCAACAAUGUUUGAGGUGCAUCAGCUCCUCAGAGCUAUUGGGGAGAGAUACCAUUUCACAACUGAAGAUGAUAUUGUGUUGCCAACUGAUACAGGUGACACUGAUUUCCCGGAUGAACUUAUUGUUGCCGAUGCAACAAAGGAAGUUUAAUGAAGAACAGAGGUGUUAAGAUUGAUAGAAAAGAGUCUGAGGCCAUCAAUUGGCACUCGCGAAAAUAUAUUCUACGUUGUAGCUGUGAUCAUAUAGGCAUAGUGUGAGUGUUUGUAACUAUAUUUGUAGCAUUUCAAGCACCUGCUUUGGUUGAAACACCAACUUUAUAUAUACCGCUGUCCUAUGCUAUUAUCAUAAAA
This is a messenger RNA of Populus trichocarpa (black cottonwood), 2423 nucleotides long. RefSeq names its product probably inactive leucine-rich repeat receptor-like protein kinase At5g48380. Lineage: Eukaryota; Viridiplantae; Streptophyta; Magnoliopsida; Malpighiales; Salicaceae. Gene Ontology annotation, biological process: protein phosphorylation. The record is from RefSeq and is a predicted model, not a curated record. The transcript is spliced from 3 exons. Gene Ontology annotation, molecular function: ATP binding; protein binding; protein kinase activity. Bases 358 to 2223 code for a protein of 621 amino acids.